AUGUCUGCUUCUUUGGACGGUUAUUAUAUUGGUGUUGAUGUGGGCACUGGGUCGGCUAGAGCGUGUUUGAUUGAUUCUACGGGAACUAUUGUUGCUCUGGCUGCUAAAGACAUUUCUCGUUGGUCUCCUAAGAGUUCGUACUGGAACCAAUCGUCGACCCAGAUUUGGGAUUCCAUCUGCUAUUGUACCAACAAAAUCGUUGCUGAUGCCCAGAUCGAUCCUAAUCUGAUCAAGGGUAUCGGGUUCGAUGCUACCUGUUCUUUGGUGGUGAUUCAUGAAAAGGAGGACAAACCGGUGGGUGUGGGUCCUGAUUUCGAUAAUCAUGAUCAGAAUGUGAUUUUGUGGAUGGAUCAUAGAGCCGAGAAACAGACGAAAGAAAUCAACAAAACUGGUCAUAAUCUACUUCGAUAUGUCGGUGGUGGAAUGUCGGUUGAAAUGGAGAUUCCUAAAGCCAAAUGGUUGAAAGAAAAUAUGCCAAAGGGUGUGUUUGAUCAGUGUAAAUUGUAUGAUUUGGCUGAUUAUUUGACUCAUAGAGCCACUGGUUCAGAAACUAGAUCGUUUUGUUCGGUGGUUUGUAAACAGGGUUAUGUUCCAGUAGGUGUUGAUGGCAGUGUUAAAGGCUGGUCCGAAGAGUUCCUUAAUACAGUCGGUCUGCCUGAACUUGUAGAGGACAAUUUCCGUCGCGUUGGUGGUGUUAUUGGCCAGAAUGGCCAGUACUUGUCUGCUGGUGAAACUAUUGGUCAUUUGACUGAAAAAUCAGCCAAAGAGUUGGGUUUGUCUAAAUCCAUUGCUGUUGGUAGCGGUGUCAUUGAUGCCUAUGCUGGUUGGAUUGGUACUGUAGCCUCGAAAUUUGGUCCUGAUGAUAGUAAUGAUAUUAUCGAAAGUUCUGAUGUCGCUUUUAACCGAUUGGCUGCUGUAGCUGGUACUUCGACCUGUCAUUUAGUCAUGUCCAAGGAUGCUGUAUUUGUUCCUGGCGUGUGGGGUCCUUAUAAGAAUGUCAUGAUUCCUGAUAGAUGGUUGGCUGAAGGUGGUCAGUCCACUACUGGAGAAUUACUUCACCAUGUUGUUACUACACAUCCUGCUUCUGAUGAACUUAAGACCAUUGCUGAACGAAUGGGCGUCAGUACUUUUGCCGUGUUGAAUAGUACACUCGAGCAAAUGGCCAAAGAUCAAGGUGUUCCAUCGGUAGUCUACUUGGCCAAACACUACUUUUUCUACGGUGAUUUGUACGGUAAUAGAUCGCCUAUUGCUGAUUCUUCUAUGAGAGGAUCAAUUGUCGGUGAAAGCAUGGAUGUUUCUCUCAAUGCUCUGGCCAUCAAGUAUCUGGCUGCUGUUGAGUUUAUUGGUCAACAGACCCGUCAUAUCAUCGAAGCCCUUAAUAAAGCUGGUCAUCAAGUCAAGGAAAUCUAUCUUUCCGGUGGUCAAUGCCGAAACACACUUCUUACCCAGCUCAUGGCUACCUGUACUGGUAUGCCAGUUAUUAUUCCUAAAUAUAUUGAGGCUUCAGUCGUUCUAGGUGCUGCUAUGUUGGGUGCCAAGGCUGCUUCCGAGGGUAAACUCACUCUGUGGGAAGUCAUGUCCAAGCUCAGUGGCAAAGGCUCAGUAAUUGAACCUCAAGCAACCGAUUCCGUCGACUACAAGCUUGUUCAUGCCAAAUAUGAGAUUUUCCUCGACCAGGCCGAGCGUCAACGUAAGUAUAGAAAGAUUGUUGACGAAGCUCUGGGAGAGAACGAAUAG
Messenger RNA from Sugiyamaella lignohabitans, 1737 nucleotides. Its product is annotated as putative phosphotransferase. Lineage: Eukaryota; Fungi; Ascomycota; Dipodascomycetes; Dipodascales; Trichomonascaceae. The coding region runs from base 1 to 1737 and encodes 578 amino acids. Gene Ontology annotation, molecular function: kinase activity; phosphotransferase activity, alcohol group as acceptor. Gene Ontology annotation, biological process: carbohydrate metabolic process. The record is from RefSeq and is a predicted model, not a curated record. The transcript has a single exon.